UUCUCCUCUCCUCUCUCCAAACCGCACAGCAGCAUCAUCAUCAUCACCACUCGCUCCAGAGCAACAGCCUCGUGCGCAUCAUCACCUCCAUCCUCCUUCUCAUCCUCAUCAGCUCCACCAUCUCCAGCCUGAAGAGGGACCACACACCCGCGCGCGCACGCAGGAGUAAAAGACACAAGAAGAGUCUGUUGCCUGUCGCGUCAGGUGUGCUGAGAGUCAACUCUUCAGGUCCGUGAACAAACUGAAGCACCGGAACUUUCACACAACCCUUGAGCCCCUUUUGCAUCUCCUGAACCUCUGUAAACAUGGAGGACGGUUACCAAAACCGGACUGCCUUCAUUAAAGGUGCCAAAGACAUUGCCAAAGAAGUCAAGCGGCAAGCUUCCAAGAAGGUCGGGCGUUCGGUGGACCGGGUGAGCGACGAGUACAGCAGACGCUCCUACAGUCGUUUCGAAGAGGACGAUGAUGACGACUACCCGACGCAGGCAAGCCAGGAUGGAGGUUACUACCGCGAAGACAGCCAGGCGGCCAAUGAAGAUGAGGGCGGCCACAGCGACUCCACAGAGGGUCACGAUGAGGAUGACGAGAUCUAUGAGGGCGAGUACCAAGGAAUCCCCAGGGCUGACUCAGGCAAAGGAAGCCUUGCUGGAGGCCCAGGCACCAUCGGUGAUGGAGCUCAGCAGUUCAGAGACAUCGGGGCGUCUGAGGCCGAGAGGAGGAAGGACCAAGAGGAGCUGGCUCAACAAUACGAGACCAUCUUGCAAGAAUGUGGUCACGGGAAAUUCCAGUGGAGCUUGUACUUUGUGCUGGGGUUGGCUCUCAUGGCCGAUGGCGUUGAGAUCUUCGUGGUCGGCUUCGUCCUGCCCAGUGCUGAGAAGGACAUGUGUCUGUCUGAACCCAACAAAAGCAUGCUAGGUCUGAUUGUGUAUUUCGGGAUGAUGGUCGGGGCUUUCCUCUGGGGGGCGCUGGCUGACCGGAUAGGUCGUCGUCAGUCUCUUCUCAUCUCGCUCUCCAUCAACAGCGUUUUCUCCUUCUUCUCCUCCUUUGUCCAGGGAUACAGCACUUUCCUCUUCUGCAGACUCCUCUCAGGCGUUGGGAUCGGUGGAUCAAUUCCCAUCGUGUUUUCCUACUAUUCCGAAUUUCUGUCCCAAGAGAAGCGUGGCGAGCACCUGAGCUGGCUCUGCAUGUUCUGGAUGAUGGGGGGAAUAUACGCAUCUGCUAUGGCCUGGGCUAUUAUCCCACACUAUGGUUGGAGUUUCCAGAUGGGCUCUGCAUAUCAGUUCCAUAGCUGGCGUGUGUUUGUGUUAGUGUGCGCGUUUCCCUCUGUGGCAGCCAUCGCUGCCCUCAACGCCGUGCCAGAGAGCCCGCGCUUCUACUUGGAGAAUGGCAAACACGACGAAGGCUGGAUGAUUCUGAAGCAAGUCCACGACACUAACAUGCGGGCGAAGGGAUACCCAGAGAAGGUGUUUUCUGUCACAACAAUCAAGACGGUGAAACAGGUGGACGAGUUGGUGGACACCGGCACUGACACUCCAGUCUGGCAACGCUACAGACUGAAGAUUAUGAGCCUCUCCCAUCAGAUCAGGAACAACAUUGUCGCCUGCUUCAGUCCUGAAUACAAACGGACAACCUUCAUGCUCAUGGCUGUUUGGUUUAGCAUGUCUUUCAGCUACUACGGUCACGUGUGGUUCCCAGACAUGAUCAAGUACAUCCAGAAGCAGGAGUAUGACUCAAAGACAAAGACCUUCACCAAGGAGCGAGUGGAGCACGUCACGUUUAACUUCACCCUGGAGAACCAAGUGCAUCGUCAAGGACACUACUUCAAUGACAAGUUCCUCAACCUGAAGAUGAAAUCCAUGGUGUUUGAAGACUCCGUGUUUGAGGAGUGCUACUUUGAGGACAUCACCUCCACUCACACCUUCUUCAGAAACUGCACCUUUGUCGCCAGUUUGUUCUACAACACAGACUUGUUCAAAUACAGGUUUGUCGACUGUAAACUGCUCAACAGCUCAUUUAUCCACAACAAGGAGGGCUGCAUUCUGGACUUCAGCGACGACUUCAACAAUGCCUACAUGAUAUACUUUGUCAACUUCCUCGGCACGUUGGCGGUGUUGCCUGGCAACAUCGUCUCGGCUCUGUUAAUGGACAAAAUUGGCCGUUUAAGGAUGUUGGCGGGAUCCAGCAUCAUAUCCUGUGUCAGCUGUUUCUUCCUGAUGUUCGGCAACAGUGAGUCGGGAAUGAUCGCCCUCCUGUGUCUGUUUGGCGGCAUCAGCAUCGCUUCGUGGAACGCGCUGGAUGUGAUAACAGUGGAGCUCUACCCGUCUGAUAAGAGGACCACAGCGUUCGGCUUCCUGAAUGCUCUCUGUAAGGUGGCGGCCGUCCUGGGCAUCAGCAUCUUCCAGUCAUUUGUCGGCAUCACCAAGGCCGUACCCAUCAUAUUUGCCGCUGGCGCGCUCGCUGCAGGUAGUUUCCUUGCAACCAAGUUGCCUGAAACACGAGGCCAAGUGUUGCAGUAAAAGAGAUGGCCAGCAGUGGGCAGCAGAGUACAGCUGGAGUGUGUUUGACAAACCAGAGAGAUUCAGCGCUGCCCCAUUGCACACCAAGAGAAUAGACUGCCAUCCCAUUGUAAGCCCAGAAUCCUUUGAAAUAUGGAUCGAGUCUUUCAAAGUCCAAACAGACCCACAGAGAUUAACAGAAGAGCACACAGAUGUAGAAAUAAACACCUUAAUUCAGCUGUGCUGUCAGGUUUGAUCUGAUCUUUAACAAAAGUGUGCUAUCGACAGGGUGAAGUGGAAAUGUGCUGUUAGGAUAAAAAUGCCCACAGUGAAAAGACAGAGUGGUCAAAUGAAACAGAAAAAAAAGCCAUUUCUGGAGGAACGUGUGACAAAAUUUCAUCCAUGUUUGUGACUGUUUUUCUUUGUCAUCUGUCAGUCACCGGCUUUCAGUGCUGCUUUUUACUCACACUCGGAUGCUCAUAGAUGUGUUCGUAGAUUUCCCUUUGAAAAGACCGUAAAUAUUAACUCACAGGUUGAUUACGUUUCUCUAAAAGCACCAACGACCCUUCGCCACCCGCUGAGCACUGCAGAUUUCUACUACAUUACAUAAAAAGAAGACUGGAACCAGACACAGAAAGUUUCAUUCGUCCUGGUUCAGUCUCUUCUUAAAAAGCUCAAAACAUAUAGUUGAAGUUACAUUUCACAGGAUUCUCAGUCGUAAAUGGGACUCGUUCCUCUGUGUUCAGUGUUUUCCCUCCCUGUCGUUGAACCCUCCGGCUGUCGCAGUCUUCUGAUCGUCACAGGGACAGCUGUGGGACGGAUUUGUGCUGUAUUUAACGUGAGAGCAGAUACACAAGUGUAAUAUUUGCUGAAUAAUUUGCACGAGUGUGUUUUAUGUCAGUGUGUUUGUGUGUGUGUGUGUGUGUAAAAGUACACAUGUGGGAAAGUGUGAUUCAUCCCUGUAGACGUCAACAUUUCAUGCAGAUCAGACUAAUUACCUUUUGUUAAUCAAAUCAAAUGAUUUGAUGAUUUGACGCAGUAGCUCAGGUGUAGUAUGAAUACUCAAGUACGUCUACAGCUAAUAUCAUUUUAGCACCACUGUACCACAUUAGUGAACCGGCAGGUUAUUGAUUAGCCUUAUAAUGAAAAAAGUCACAAGAGUGUUAGAGUUCAUGUUUGACUGUGGUUAAAAGUCAAAGUCAUAUCACGAGAUUUUUCCAAAGCGACUUUGUGUUAAGAUUUAUGCUUUGUUGACGUAGAGGGGUUGUGUUUUGGUUUUCACUUUGACAAAAACGACACAGUUUACCCUCUUAAAUGUCCCUUGUGCCCCCUAGAGGUCAUGAUAUGACUUUAUUGGCUUUGUAAGCACAAACAGGACCAAAAGAAGAAAAAGUCUGAUUAAAUCAGGUACAGAGGCACAAAGAGAAAAAACAGACUAUGAAAAGAAAUUCAUUUUUAAGGGCUUAAAUGAGUUUGGUCACUGCCUCCACAUCAUAUCACAAAAAGUGAAAUCUUUUACAGUGCUUCUGCAUAGUACUGUUAAAAACUCUUUGAACUAAAUUAGACCGAAUCACCCUAAAAGGGAAGCUAAACGAGUUACUUACCUCACUACUUCACUAUCAUUUCUCCAAAGGUAUACAUUAAUAUGUGUGCUGACAAUCAGUGAGUGAGUACAUGUGUGCAGUGUGUUGACUAUGGAUACAUGUGUGUGUGUGUGUGGGAGAGAGACACAGAGAGACGUUUUGUUAUUGGAAUUGUUGGACAUUGGACAUUUUAAGAAGUUCUUUUCACUUUUUAAUUUGUUAGCUUAGCUUAGCCUGAAAGAGGGGCAAACGGCUAGCCUGGCUCUUCGCAAACAUUAGCAAACAACUAACAACAACUUUUUAGUUGACUUUUUGAUAUCUGUGCACAUUAAAGAGAGAUGUUGAUUGAUAUUGUCACAUAUUGGCAGAGAAAUGCUGUUUUACCCAGGUUUUACACAAAGCUAACUCACGGCUAACUUCAGCUUCAUAUUCAGCUUGUUGUAAAGCAGGGGUCUCAAACUCAGCAUGUCCAUGUGGGCCCCAUAAUGAUAUUAAUCAUAAUAAUAACAAUAAUAAUAAUAACAAUAAUAAUAAUAAUAAUAAUAACAAUAAUAACAAUAAUGCAUUUUAUUUAUAAGCACCUUUCCAACAUUCCAGGACACUUUACAAAGACAAACAAUGAUAAAAAUAGACAACAGGACGACAGUAAAGCAGACAAUGGAGUGAAAUUAUAGAGAGUAGGCUAUUUUGAAGAGGUGGGAUUUGAGUCUGGAUUUGAGUCUGGAUUUGAAGAGGGGAAGAGAGUCAGAGUUGUGGAUUCCAGAGAUGGUGCUGAGGCGGGCGGAGGGCACAGUGAGGAGGAUUUGAGGAGGAGGAUCUGAGGGAGCGGGAGGAGGUGGUGAUGUGGAGGAGGCCGAAGAGACACGGAGGGGCGAGGUUGUGGAUGGCCUUCAAAGCAUACAGGAGUAUGCUUUGUUUGAAUUGAAUUCUGAAAUUAACCGGGAGCCAGUAGGAUGUAGGGUUGGGGUGAUGUGGUGGAAUGAGGGGGUUCUGGUGAUGAUCUCUGGACCAGGCCCUCCAGGCCAUAUCAUGUGGCCCACCACUUAAAAUCGAGUGAUAAUGGAAUUAAUUCUGUAUGUUUUUAUUUUCUUUAGUAAUAGAUUCAUUUUGCAUUUUGUAAUUGUGAACAAUAUAUCAUUCCAUAUCAACACGGACACUUUUAUUUUGAAAUUCUGUGAAACAUCUAUUAUUGCGAUUGCGUAUUUUGUGAUAUUAUUUUAAAGACAUCUGACUAGACUCUAUGCUCAGUGGCCCCAAGGUCAUUUGCGUUUGAGAGCCCUCUUGUGGUAUCAAUUUUCAUUUAACUCUCAAACGAGAGUAUUUUCCCAAAUGUCUUAUCUAUUCCUUUAAUGUUGUCACUCUGAGAAUGAAGUCUCUCUUUUUGCUGAUUGCGUGCAGAGUCUUGCGAGUGUGCUGUGACUGUGAACGACUUUGUUCCAUCGUGUUCAUGCGUGCGAGGCUGUCUGGAUGUCGUUGCCGUGCGCAUGUGUGCAUGCGUGUAUAAGCUGACUGUAAAUCGUCUGUCACAUAUUUUUCUACUUUUUUCUGUUGCGGUACUUUCAUCCCUGUGAUGAAUACAGCUCAGAUGGGGACCACGGAAAUAUAUUUAGACAAGAGGAAGAAAAAAAAACCCGACAAACAUCCUAAUGCAAUAUAUGCAGUGCAGACUUUAUUGUGUUGUUCUUCAUUAUGGACUCUGGUGCUCUUUUGCUGGAACAAUUCAGUCUUUCAAACAAAUCCCACGAGAGAUAACUAACCCUGGAGAUAACAUGCGGUCUGUUCUUCCGGUUUAGAAACACGAUAAUAGGAUCACAUCUUAAAUUAAGACGACUCCACCCUCCAACCCUUCUGUAUUCAACCAAUUGUGACGCAUGUUUGUAACGUAUUGUCUGACUUUUUGGACGUCCUGUAUGCCAGCUGUUUUUGUCUAAAGCAAGAACUUGUGUUUUCAUUGUUGUAUGAUGACAUAGAUUUGUUGCUUGCAGUGAUUGUUCUUAAUCAAAGUGGGGUUAAAAUUGGUAAAACUUGAGUAUGUGUUCAUGAAAGUACGUUAGUGGUGACUGUGACUCCUUGUUUACCUUGGACCCAGGUAACUUUUUGAAUAUAUUCAUAUAUAAAUAUAAACUGUAUAUGCCUGAAUUUCUGAGGAAGACGCUUUUACUUCGUGCAAUUCGUCUUGCAGAGGUACAAGAUAUAGCUGUGGAAGGAAAAAAAUGGGGCUAAUGCACUGAGUGAAGGGAGCUGAAAAUGAGCGUCAAUUAAUCAACCGAUUUGAAGGAAACGUGUUUGUCCCCGUGAGUCCAUAAAAAGGGAGAGAGCCGAAAGCAAUUAAGCGGAGGCUUUCUCUGAGGAAACGGGAAUAUUAAACUCAAAAGGACCAACUCGCCAAAAGAACAUCCUAUGUCAAAUUGAAGCUCCUGUCCAAAAAUGUUAACUAUGUAAUGUUAAUGUGUAAAGGUUUAUAUUCCUACAUACAGAUAUUAGAUAUAUAUAAACUAUCAAAGGGUUAUUGGUUUGAGUUUUAUCUCUAAUGAUAAUGGCAGUGGUGGUAGGUGGUCAAUACAGCUAAUUCAGCCUGAAGACUUCCCCUAAUGAUGAUAAAGUGGUGGUCUGAUAAAGGGGAUGGAGGACUUUUUAAUGGCAUGGUUUGUGAUCUUCUCAACUCUUAAGAGCACACAGAUCACUCCCGAAUGAAUCAGGACCGACCCAUGCCAGAAAACAACUCCUUCAUCUGCUCAGGACUGAACAGUGUCGUCUGGACCGAACGAAGGAGUUUGUGUUAUGUUUUUUCAAAUUUUCUUUACUUUGACUCUGACCUGUUUAUGAAAUGAUUUCAAGUUCUACUCUAAAUGUGAGUUAAAUUCAAAAAUCAGUGUACUGUGUGUAGGAACUGUAGAUGUUUGUAUGUGUAAGUAUGGAAUUUGUGGAACAAAAGAUCAAGGAAAACAAUUCCUAAAAAUAUGACACAAAAAAUCUA
This is a messenger RNA of Solea senegalensis (Senegalese sole), 7055 nucleotides long. Its product is annotated as synaptic vesicle glycoprotein 2A-like. Gene Ontology annotation, molecular function: transmembrane transporter activity. NCBI's taxonomy places the organism in Eukaryota, Metazoa, Chordata, Actinopteri, Pleuronectiformes, Soleidae. The record is from RefSeq and is a predicted model, not a curated record. Gene Ontology annotation, biological process: transmembrane transport; chemical synaptic transmission. Gene Ontology annotation, cellular component: membrane.